GAGAGAGGCAGUGGAGUUUGCUCUACUCACUUGUGUGGACUCAAUAUAACCCCCAGUUUCUCUUUUUAAGUUUUAGCUCUAAAAAUCUCAAAUCUCUAUGUUGUUUGAUCACAUGUUUAGUCAGAUUUGGUCUUGGUUAUCUACUUCCCCUCAGGCUUGUUCUCGGAUUUGACAGAAGAAGAUGAAGGAUGUGAUGCUUUUUUCCCUCCUUUUUUAGGGGUCCAAGCAUCUAAUGCUUGAUAGGACCAUGAAGAGACUUGGUUUAUUGGUUUAUUGAUCCUACACACAUACUUAACUUUUACUUUUAUAUUCACUCUGGAUUCUCAUUUUUUUUAAUGGAGAAUUGAAAGAAAAAAAAUUCCUAAAAAGAACAAUGUCCGGACAAGGAAUACUCAACAGCGUCUUCUCCUGCUCAUCAACGGGAGCCAAGACUUUCUCCAAAAGGAAACUGAGACAGACUCGAAGUUUGGACCCGGCGCUGAUCCGGAACUGUGGGACAGAGCUGGAUGAGAAAAGACCAGCCGCUACGCCGAUUUUCCGAGUCCCUGUCGACCAUCUAUCAGCCCCAGACCCGGAUUACGAUCUGAAAAGUGCCAAAAAAAGGAGCCAAACCCAGGACCUGCCCCUUCUGAGUCCAGCCCAGCCCAUAUUCUCACCUAAAAAGUGUCUACAGAAAGGUGUGCCACAGGUGGAUGCUCUGGACACCUUCUCUGGGGACGUCUGGAAAUCUGGGGGGGACUUUGCGUGGAGGAGUGUGUGUGGACGGUAUUUUCGGCUGAAGGCGGUUCCUCUGCAGAGUUUAUCAGAGCUGGAGAGAGUUCGACUGCAGGAGGUCGCCUUCAUGCGCCUGCUGCAGGAUUAUGACCUGGGCUGCCACAUCUCCAUCCCUAAAGAUGGACAUAAGAGGAAAAAGUCGCUCAGGAGGAAGUUGGAUUAUCUGGGCAAAGAAAAGAAAGAUAAAGAGUAUGUGCCUCAGGCGUUCGGCGUGCCGCUGCAGCAGGUUAUUGCUAACGAUCGCUGGCUGAAGGUGCGACAGGAUGACAGAGAGGUUCAGCGUGAUUCUGUGGUGAACGUCGCCUCGUUCCUCCUGCAUUUAACCAGCCCGAGAGACAAUAACCGACAUUUCUACAGCAGUAACUCCUCCCUCAGCUCCACCACCGACACCACCAACGACCCCUCGUCCCCCGUCAUCCCCGAGGGGACAUCACACAUACGCAGACGGGGCGGGAUGUCGGUGGACUGCAUCACUGACCUGGACGACGGUCAGUCCCGGUUGUUGGAGGCGCUGCAAUUAUCUCUGCCGGCGGAGGCGCUCAAUAAGAAAGAGAAGAAGAGAGAUAAGAAGCUGAGCCUGAACCCCAUCUACAGACAGGUUCCUCGAGUUCUGGAGCUCUGCUGCCAACAUCUGGAGAAAUACGGUCUGCACACUGUUGGGAUUUUCAGGGUCGGAAGCUCCAAGAAGAGAGUCAGACAGCUGCGUGAGGAGUUUGAUCAGGGGGUGGAGGUGGCGUUUGGUUCAGAGCACAGUGUUCAUGAUGUUGCUGGUCUGCUGAAAGAGUUCCUCAGAGACAUGCCUGAUCCCCUGCUGACCAGAGAGCUCUACACUGCCUUCAUCAAAUGUGCCUCACUGGACACUACAGAGCAGAUCACUGUCCUGCAGCUGCUCAUCUGCUUACUUCCUGCCUGUAACAGCGACACCCUGCAGCGCCUUCUUCACUUUCUAUCCACCGUAGCCAAUCACGCAGAGGAUACCUGCAACAACCAGCGGGAGAAGGUUGCAGGGAAUAAGAUGACCACUCUGAAUCUGGCCACUAUCUUCGGGCCAAACGUUCUGCACAAACUGAAGGGAACGGAGAAAGAGUUCACUGUUCAGAGCUCGGCCCGAGCUGAGGAGAGCGCCGCCGUCAUCAGAGUGAUCCAGAGAAUGAUCAUCUCUCACGAGUCCCUCUUUAUGAUUCCAGCGGAGCUUCAGGAUGAGGUUUUGCUGAGUCUGCUGGAGACGGACUGUGACGUGGUGGAUUACCUGCUGAGGAGAAAAGCUUGUCACUCAGAGAGUCCAUCCAAGCUGCUCUCAGAGGAUUCUCUCAGUCUGGGGGAAUGCUGCUCCUCCAGUGACUCUAAUAAAGCGUCCAGUGGAGAAGUUUCUCCUUAUGAAAACAACUCCCCCACUCUGUCCCAGUGGCUUCCUGUGGGGGACAGAGAGGUUCAGCUGAGUCCACAGAUUCUGCCCCCUGCUGGAGACAACAACGUCCCUGUACCCCCUCCCCUCCCUCACACCGAUGAAGAUAGGACCAAUAUGUGGGGAACGUGGCAUGCUACAUUAAAGUCUGGGCUUCAUGAUCAUCUGCACACACAGACAUAUUCUGAUCUAUCAGAUUCAGUCUUCACCAGCCCUUCAAAACCCUUCCACAGUCAACACGGCGAUGUGAAGAUACCAGUCCGUCGAACAUGCACCUCCCCGAUUCAAGACAAAGGUAGAACCCACCUACCUGUGGCACGCGCCCACAGCAGCCCCACAAGAGACAGCCCACUCGACCAAUCCUGGGACAGCCUGGUAUCGUCACCAUGGAAACUACGAAAUACUUCAGAAGUCAAAAGCCAAUCACAGGAGACACUAUACCCCAGUCUAACAAGAACCCCCACGUUACAGGAGUCCUCAAAUACAAACCGCCACAGUGACUGCAGUAACCCUCCCAGCAGCCAGGGGGCAGCACCUCUUCACAAAGACAUUACAGACCCUGCAGCGGGAAAUUAUCAGGAGAAAUGGCAGGGUUGGCCGCUGUUAUCAUCGGACGGUAUUGACACGUUACCGGAAACUCUGGUAUAAAACGAGUGCAUCUUUUUAUUCUCUUUUCAUUUUAUUUUCUGAAGAGGACCAGGAUUGAACUUUUUAUACUCGUUUUAUUUUGUGUUUGCUUACGUCACUUUAUUAAAACAGCAUUCUGAUCAUUCCAUUUCACAUAAACAUGACUUUUUGCUGCUUGUGGUUAAAGAGCUUAAAAGCUCAUAUGACUCAUUUAGUUUCUGUUUUUAAUUCCACAUUAGGUCCACUUACAAAAUCUGUGAAUGUAUAGGAAGUUCCACAAACAGUCUUAAUACAUUUUUUUUACUAAAAAAACUCUCAUUAUUCCUUAUAUAUUAAAUAUACUGUAUGGUUAUUGGUCAGUUCCAAGGUUGCAUAAAACAUUAUUUAAGUGUGUUACAUAAAAUCCCACAGACAUUUUACUCAACUAUUAGUGCUGUUUUUCAGUGAAUCAGCUCACAUUUCCACCAGUUUUAUUGGAAACCAUUAAAACAUCACACAGUUUGCACUAAAGAACAUAGUAUUAUUCUGUAUUUCCCGCUGCAAACGAAUGUUCCUGGUUCCAGAAUGCAGCUAUUUAGUUAAAUGUAGGAUAUAUAGUUCAUUAUUCUCAAGUCUUUUGGCUGUUUAGGUGAGUUUUACAGUAUGUCCCUUAAUUACUUCUAAUGUAAUAUACAUUUUUAAAUAGAUUAUUUAAGGGAUAUUCAAUACUAAAUGAUUUUUGUUUUCAGUUCACGUAAACUUGAAGUUUUGCUGCUCUAAUUUGACCCUAAAAAGCUCAUAUCACUCAUUUACAGUAGUUUCUGUUUUUAGAGUCUUUGUAAAUGUAUAGUAUGUACCAAAAACAGCCAAAUCCAAGUAUAAUUCCAAAGGGUUCAUAUACUUUUUCUUGCAACUGUAUAUAUGGGUUUUAUGCCAUUGCAAAAGCUCCUUAAAUUACAUUAUAUUCAUUCUAGACAAAUAAAAAAAAAAACCCUUGUUUCUCUGUGAAUAUAGCUCUUUAAAGGGGUUCAGAAGUCUAAAUUCUAAAAGCUGUGGUUCCUUUUUAGCUAGCUAAGCUAGCUACAGGCUAACUGAGACUAACACCAGAGUUGUUGUAAUAUCAGGGAGUGGAAGAACUGCCCAACAAGGCUAAUGUUAUAACAUAGAUUUAUAUUUAAUCCCCUGAAAGUAGACACACAUUUCUCAACAUUUCUCAACAUUUCUGAGGUUUAAACCAGCAGCAGAGUUGAACAUUUCUAUUUAGCACUUUUAUAUUAAAAUAUUAUAUUAUUGAUUGUAAUAUUUUUAAGUGAAAGCCAAAUGAAGAACAUUAAGCUUUAAACUGAUCUAAAUCAUUCUGUGGUAACUAAACAGUUGGUUCUUUUAGAUAAGAAUUUACAGCAGAAAGACCUGAGACACUUUAACGAUGCUCAGAUUAUUAUGUCCAUAAUUGACAUAAUUAGGGUUGGAGCAUCUUUCCAUCAGAAAACUUUGCAGAGAUGCUCAACACAAAUUAGGUGCUUAUUAAUGUCUUAUUAUUUGCUUAAUAAAGCCUGAAUUAGACAUGUGUAUAUGAUUUAUUCACGACUUAUUAUGCUUUACUCUGUGUUAUUAGUUUUAUUGAUGCUUAAUUAGUAGUCUGUUAAGCAGGAAUGAUUAAUAAUGGCUGUAUUAGUUCUUUUGUGCACUAUAAACAGUUAAGUCAGCACCCUGUUUUUAGCAGAUUAUUAAGAAUUAACUAUUAGCUAAUUCUUCAUGUUAUAAGUGUAUAAUUAUCAGCAGUUUGAUUAAUCUAUGUGAGUUUGGAAAGGUUAUGGCUGUGCUUGAGUUUAUUAAGAGUUAAUAAGGGGUUAAUAAAGGGUUAAUAAGUCACUAAUAGACCAAGGUGUGCACCAUAUUCUAAAGUGAGGUUCAGUUCAUCACUAAUUAGACACUAAAAAGAACUGAAUAAAUAUAUUUAAUCAAUCACAGAUCCUUAAUUAAGCACCACUAACACUUAAUAACACAGAAUAAAGUAGUAAUAAGUAGUGAAUAAAUCAGUUACGAAUGUCUAAUUAAGGCUUUAUUAAGCAAAUAAUAAGACAUUAAUAAACGCCUAGUUUGUGGACCUUAAAAUAAAGUGUUACCGACUCAUUUAUCCUUUUUAUUGGAACUAAAAUAAAGUCUACUGCAGCACAAGAACAAAAAUAGUUUAAUAAUGGUUACAGAAGGAACCGUGUGUUGCUCAUCCAUCAUACUGGUCCCUGUCCACCAUCACCUGUACAAAGGACAUGUAAAGAUACCAGAACUGGACCUCAGACUGAUGGAGAAAGGUGGAGCUCCACCUCUCAGAACUUAAAAGACCUGCUGGAACAUCUUGGAGCAAAUACCACAGAUACCACCUCAGCCUCGGCCACAUUAGUCUGGGGUAAAUGGGGUUUAUUUAAGUCCAUGUCUGUAAAACUAGCCUUUAAGUUAGUGGUACAGUAUGUAUAUAAUGAUUUAUAUGUAUUAUUAUUCUGUUCACACAUCAUGCUCUGAUACUGUACUGAGUCUGUAAUGGUUUUGAGUCGUUUUAGUAAAAAAUAAAGAAUAUUUUAUUUUAAUUUAUCUUACUGUAAAACUGUUCUAUUGUUCUGUAUCAGUCCUGUAAUCUCCUGUAAGAUCAGUGUGUAGAGUUUAUAUUGUAUUUAUUCUGUAUAUUUUGCAGCAGCCUCUUACUUUCAGUGAUAAAUAUUAAAAAAAGAUUUGUUACUUUUAAAAUAAACCAUUGUAUGAAUUAUUAAAGAUUUAUAUAUUCAAUA
Astyanax mexicanus (Mexican tetra) is the source of this 5568-nucleotide messenger RNA. Its product is annotated as rho GTPase-activating protein 6-like. The transcript has 13 exons. NCBI's taxonomy places the organism in Eukaryota, Metazoa, Chordata, Actinopteri, Characiformes, Acestrorhamphidae. Bases 374 to 2827 code for a protein of 817 amino acids. Gene Ontology annotation, biological process: signal transduction. The record is from RefSeq and is a predicted model, not a curated record.